Molecule: messenger RNA, 997 nt
Organism: Neolamprologus brichardi
Lineage: Eukaryota; Metazoa; Chordata; Actinopteri; Cichliformes; Cichlidae
Source: RefSeq, a predicted model, not a curated record
AUGGCAUCACACAGUUGCUGCAAGUUUGUUGAUUGCAUGUUCUUGAUCCAAGCCUUCUAUUACACCGCAUCAGAAAGGAGCAGUAAAGAGUUGCUCCUCCAGCCUGUAAUCAUCAGCCGUAAUGACAAGGAGAAGGUUUUGAUCGAAGGCUCCAUCAACUCUGUCAGAGUCAGCAUCGCUGUCAAGCAGGCCGAUGAGAUUGAGAAGAUUCUGUGCCAUAAGUUCAUGCGCUUCAUGAUGAUGAGAGCAGAGAACUUCUUCAUCCUGAGGAGGAAACCAGUGGAGGGCUAUGACAUUAGCUUUCUCAUCACCAAUUUCCACACAGAACAGAUGUACAAGCAUAAGCUAGUGGACUUUGUCAUUCAUUUCAUGGAGGAAAUUGACAAGGAGAUUAGUGAAAUGAAGCUGUCUGUCAACGCCAGGGCUCGCAUCGUCGCUGAGGAGUUCCUCAAAAAUUUCUGAGAACGAGGAAACUCGGAAAAAUGCAUUCCUUUUGCAAUCUUGGCCGUCACUGUGGAGCGUUCACAUCAGAGGAGACAAACUAUGAUCAGCCAAUAAAAGCUGAGCUACAUAAGACGUACAGUAAUGAUGUACAGGCCAAUGAGCUUUUAGCCUUUAAAUUUAAAUUCCCUCUGUGCUCAGAAAUGUUGGCGGUUGUACAUAAUGAACAUUUACGCGCGAAACAUUCAUUUCUGCCUUGAACAUAACGAGUCAGGGCAGGUCCUUAAAAAGAGUUAUCAAUAUUCAUGAGCACAGGCUAAUAUGGAUCUUUUUUUCCAGAUAAUUAAAUUUUUUUAAAUAUAUAGACAAUAUAUAUACUAUAUGCAUAUUAAUUUCCUUUAUUGUUUUGUUACAACAGACUUCAACCCAUGAAUGCAAUCAAUUAGAUAAUGAUUCUUGCUGUAGUUCACAAGUACACAGACGAGUCUGUCGUCGAUGAAACAAGAAUACAUUUGCUGGCAAUGAAGACAAAUAAAAAAACCCAGUCUGCUUUGUA